Messenger RNA from Sceloporus undulatus (fence lizard), 5073 nucleotides. It is a transcript of the gene TOX, whose product is annotated as thymocyte selection associated high mobility group box. The record is from RefSeq and is a predicted model, not a curated record. Gene Ontology annotation, biological process: leukocyte differentiation; regulation of transcription by RNA polymerase II. Gene Ontology annotation, cellular component: nucleus. Gene Ontology annotation, molecular function: chromatin DNA binding. The transcript is spliced from 10 exons. The coding region runs from base 586 to 2241 and encodes 551 amino acids. NCBI's taxonomy places the organism in Eukaryota, Metazoa, Chordata, Lepidosauria, Squamata, Phrynosomatidae.
CCAUCCGGAGGCGCUCUCCGCGGCGCAGCAAAUGGCUGGGGAGCCGGGCGAGGAGCUCCUUUGUGUGGAAGAGGAGGAGAAGGAGAAGGAGCAGAAGCAGCCCAGCCGGAGCAGCCUCGCUUUCCUGGCCUCUCCGGACCCUCCGCUUCCCUCCUAAAGCCCAGCUCUCGGACACCACCAGCACCUUGCCCUUCUCCAUCCCUGAGGAAAAGGGAGCCAAGAGGAGCAGAGGAAGGAAGCAAAGAAAGAAAGAAAGAGAGAAAGGACAGAGGAGGAGGAGGAGGAGGAGGGAGAGGGGAGCCUCAGAGAGGGACCAAGAGAGGGGAAAACUCCCUGAAGUUACCUGCCUUUGCAAACCUAAGAGCCUGAAGGGAGAUUAUUCCUCCCCCGCUUUGCCUUUCUUUCUCUUUGGGAGCUGAGGCAGGGAAAGGGCUCCCUUGUCCUCCAUUCUCCCCCGAAACUGAGAGGACCUCGCUCCUCGGGAGGCUUUUGUGGCGGGCUUCCCUCUCCCUCCGGUUUGGGCUUGGGCUUCCACGAGGGCAAGGCAAGAGGGACGGCGAGGAGUUUGCUCCAUGUUCUAGGGCAAUGGACGUAAGGUUUUACUCGCCCCCACAGCCACCGCCUCCUCCGCCGCCGCCUCCUCGGCCUCCCUCCCAGGCCACUCCGGCUCCAGAGACGCCGUGCUUGGGACCUUCGCCUUGCCUGGACCCUUACUACUGCAACAAGUUUGACGGUGACAACAUGUAUAUGAGUAUGACAGAACCGAGCCAGGAGUAUGUGCCAGCCAGCCAGUCUUUUCCUGGUCCAAGUCUUGAGAGUGAAGAUUUUAACAUACCUCCGAUCACUCCACCUUCACUACCUGACCACUCACUUGUGCAUUUGAAUGAUACAGAAACUGGUUAUCCUUCACUUUGCCAUCCUAUCAGCCAUAAUGGCCUACUCCCAUUCCAUCCACAAAACAUGGACCUACCUGAAAUCACAGUGUCGAAUAUGCUUGGCCAAGAUGGAACACUGCUUUCAAAUUCACUUUCUGUGUUGCAAAACUGGACUCACAUGGCAGCUGAAGAAUUUGCUAUGCAAGAGUUAAGAAAUACAGAAGGCGCUCAAUAUAGUUCCCAUCCCCAGAUAGCAGCCAUGAGACCAAGGAUUCAGCCUGGAGAGAUGAGGCAAGCAGGAAUGAUGCAACAUGGUCAACUGACUACCAUUAAUCAGUCACAACUAAGUGCUCAGCUUGGUCUGAAUAUGAGUGGAAACAAUGUUCCCCACAACUCUCCAUCUCCUCCCGGAAGCAAGUCUGCAACUCCUUCACCAUCUAGUUCUGUUCAUGAAGAUGAAGGGGAUGAUACUUCUAAGGUCAAUGGGGGAGAAAAAAGACCUGCCUCUGAUAUGGGAAAGAAACCCAAAACUCCCAAGAAGAAGAAGAAGAAAGACCCUAAUGAGCCACAGAAGCCUGUGUCUGCCUAUGCAUUAUUUUUCCGAGACACUCAAGCCGCCAUCAAAGGCCAAAACCCAAAUGCUACUUUUGGUGAAGUUUCUAAAAUUGUAGCUUCCAUGUGGGAUGGCUUGGGAGAAGAACAAAAGCAGGUAUAUAAAAAGAAAACUGAAGCUGCUAAGAAGGAGUAUCUGAAGCAGCUUGCUGCUUACAGGGCAAGUCUUGUAUCCAAGAGCUACAAUGAACCUGUGGAUGUUAAAGUAUCCCAGCAACCUCAGAUGAUGAAUGCAAAGCAGUCUGUGUUCCAUGGAUCUACACAGCCUCAUUCAGCACUGUAUCUAAGUUCCCAUUACCACCAACAAGCAGGAAUGAAUCCUCACAUAACAGCCAUACAUCCCAAUAUUCCAAGGAAUAUAGCACCUAAGCCUAACAACCAAAUGCCUGUGACUGUUUCCAUAGCCAACAUGGCUGUGUCUCCACCUCCAUCCCUUCAGAUGAGUCCUCCAAUCCACCCGCAUCUCAGUAUACAACAACACCAGCCACUUACAAUGCAGCAGUCCAUUGGUAACCAGCUACCAAUGCAAGUUCAGUCUGCUUUACAUUCACCUACAAUGCAACAAGGUUUUACUCUCCAGCCUGAUUACCAGAAUAUUAUCAAUCCAACAUCUACAGCUGCACAAGUUGUUACCCAAGCAAUGGAGUAUGUUCGUUCAGGGUGCAGAAAUCCCCCAGCACAGAGUGUGGACUGGAAUAACGAUUACUGCAGUAAUGGGGCCAUGCAGAGGGACAAAGCACUGUACCUUACCUGAAACUGUUUUGUUGAAGCAGCUCUUCUUUCCAUUGAGGAAUGCAGGGAAGUCCUUCCAUUGUGGAUUGCUUUAUGCAGUCAAGGCAGUUCUGCAUUUAUUUAGAAAAUAUAAGUUGCUAAGCACUUAGGACUAUUUGAGCUGGUGGGUCAUUCACUCUGGGAAAAAAUAGUCUUGCUCCUUCCUCUACCCCAUUCUUUCUUUUUCUUUUUUCUUUUUCUUUCUCUUUCAGCAUACUCUAAUGGACAUUGCUUUUCUUCUUUCCUUAAGGAAGGAGGCUUGGACCAUUCUGAUAUUCUGUUGGUUUUUAUUUUUGCUGUGAAGUGCUGCGCUAGUAACUGCCUUAGCAACUGUAGAUGUCUUGGAUAAAAGUCCUGGAUUUUCCAUUGGUUUUCAUAAUGGGUGUUUAUAUGAAACUACUAAAGACUUUUUAAAUGGCUUGAUGUAGCAGUCAUAGCAAGUUUGUAAAUAGCAUCUAUGUUACACUCUCCUAGAGUAUAAAAUGUGAAUGUUUUUGUAGCUAAUUGUAAUUUGAAACUGGCUCACUCCAGUUUAUUGAUUUCACAAAGGGGGUUAAAUUGGCAAACAUUCAUAUUUUUACUUCAUUUUUAAGCAACUGACUAAAAGUUCUAUAUUUUCAAACUCUUUGAAAGAAAAAAAGGUAAGUUAUUCCCAAAUGAAUUUAAUUAAACAGAAAUUGGCAUUGUGUCAUUAGUUAUACAAGAAAAAAGUCUAGUAUUGGGAAAAGAGCAAACACAUUUAUUUUGUACUGCCUAAAACUGCUUUUUUAUCACUUUAUGUGUAACAGUUAGUAAACGUCAUUUAUGUCCUCUUAUGUAUAAAACUGCCAAAUGCUUUCUUGGUAUUUUAUUAGAUGCAGAAACAGAUUGGAAACAGCUAAAUUAUAACCUUUACAUAUGGCUAUGUAUUAUUGUUUCUUCAUACUGUGUCUGUAUUUAAUCUUUUUUUAUGGAAGCUGUUGCGCCUAUUUAUGAAAUAAUAAAUAUAGGUGUUUGUAAGUAAAUUUGUUAGCAUCUUAAAGAGGAUUUUUUAAACUACUUUUGUUGGCAAGAAAGUAUUUGCUGCUGGAGUGAACAAUUUUAGUUUUUACAGUGAAAUGAAUAAAGCCAAACCAGGAUUUUUUUCCUCUCAUAGAAAAUAAUCAGCAUUUAUUCUGCACUUCUUAUACUGAUGUGGGACCAAAAUAAGAACAUUAGAAAAAAAGGAAGAUGAAUCUUUAAGAAACCUCUCCAUGUCUCUCUGAUUAUAGAAAAGAAGGCUGUUCACAUAGCUUUUUUUUUUUAAUACACAUCAAGGUUUAUAGAUCUUCAAAAAUAGGAUGUGCACAAGGAUUUUCCUAUUGUCUUCUAUGGAGGAAACUUUUCUGCACAUUCACAAGUAUUAUGUUCCAUAUACAGGUGAAUUACCUUGAUCCUAGAAGACAACAGAGAAAAUCCUGCAGAUGUGUAGCCCCACGCAAUCUAUAGAGGGUACUGGGCCAUAGGCAGAGCAUGAGUGCAUCCCUCAGAAAUUGAAAGAUCAUCUUCCCCAAAAGUGAAUUAGGGCUAUUUACUGAAAAAGGAAACCAAAAUCUAAAGUUACCAAAAAUGCUUCAGUUAUGAGAGCAAGAAAGGGCUAUAGCAUUGCCUGUAUGUGUAGGAAGUAGUGGAAACAAGGCCAGUUCCUUAGUAACCACUGGAUGGCCCAAGAGUAGAAUCAGGAGUAAGAAAGGGCAAAAUUGAGUGGAUUUUAAGAUGAAUCCAUACUAGAUGCUGCUCGUUCCAUAAUUCUCCAGAUGGAAAUAGGCACCCAUAGCCUCCCUAGGAAAAGAAAUGAAGCUUUAAAAAUGAUUUUGUAUUAUCAUUCCCAGAAUUCCCUAACCAGCAUAUCCUCUGCCCAUGAUGGUGGAGAUGGACCUAUUCAGAGGGUUGCAGUCAAAAUAAGUAACCUUUUCAAAAUCUGGAAGCAGUUUCCCUUUUUUAAAUCUCUUGAACAGCACAGGAAAGAAUUAACCUGUCAGUUUCCAAUUAAUGUUUACUUUUCAUGUUUUAGAGCCCUCCCACCACCACCUCUCUCUUCAUUCCAAGCAAAUAUCAGAUUACAUUUGGGAUGUGUUAAUUCUCAUAAUUCCCAUUUGUUUUCAUUGGCUUGUCCCUCACUAUGAGUGAGCUCUGCCAGACAAGACAUCUCUCUGCAUUUUGGGAAGUGUACAAAAAUAAUUGCUUUACCUUAAGGGAUGCUUAAUCUGACAAAAGUUUUAGAACCCUUAGUGCUGAUCAAAUUAGUAGCCAUUUGGCUUCUAUUUGGGAUGUGAAAUAGAGACAUUUCGUUAAUCCAAUCUCUCUAACCUAUUUCCAUGUAAAAUGCCUAGAAAGUACAAUAAGUUUGCUUUCAAAAAUCAGGCAAUGUACAAACUUGAAUCAUUUGAGCAUGUAAUAAUUAAUAAAUAAUGCAGAUCAGAUGUGAUUAUUCAUAUGAUGUAGCUGAGUUCUAAUUUUCUUAUCUUGAAUCCAUAUGGGAAUCCAUUAUUACAUUCAUAGUUUAUUGUCUUUGUAUUCAGUACUUUAGAAAUGUACCAGCACUAACAAAUAGGUUUUUUCCCUUUUAAUUCUGUUAUGGUAAAAUUGCAUUUCCCACUCAGAUUAAUUCUUUUAAAAGAGCAGGCAAUUGGUGAUUAUGGGAAUCAACUUUGACAGUUUUUUCUGGAAGAGUGUUGUAUUAUCAGCAUCUUUUCUACAGAUGCUGUGCUGUCACAGUAUACCAUUUAUUCAAUAUCCAACCAAGGUUCAAACUAGAAGCAAAUAUUAAUGUCAAUAAAAAGUAUGUCAUAAACUA